This is a messenger RNA of Staurois parvus, 506 nucleotides long. NCBI's taxonomy places the organism in Eukaryota, Metazoa, Chordata, Amphibia, Anura, Ranidae. The record is from the annotation of a GenBank genome assembly.
GCUCACACAUAGCAACAAUUUUAGCGGAUAGGCAAGGCAUGGACGCUAUAGUAAUUCUUAGUCUGAUCACGAUGGCACUUUUCUCCACCACCCGACUUGUGCAUUGUGCUCCACUGGGACGCGAUGACGCUCUGCGACUUAGAGAAGAGGAAUCAGAAGAGACAGAACAAGGACGCCCGGAGACAGACGAGCGCGAUAGAAUUGUGACUUUUUUAGCUUUAUUGGAGAAAGCAGAAAGAAUUGCCAGUUCUAGAUUUGCAGCUCAGAUCACUGGAAUUAGAGCCAACAACAAAUUGUUUGGAAAGAAGAACAGAAUGGAUGACAUACGAGAGGAACAAGCCAACCCUGGCUUUCAUCAGGAAGAAUCUAUUGACCAAAUGGAUGAACUGACAGACCACAGUCCCAUGAAAGGGAAGCAUUUUAGGAAAGUUUCACAAGGUUUACCCAGGAAGUCCAAAAAAAAGCGAGCUUGCUUUUGGAAAUACUGCAUCAAAACGAGCGACUGA